Molecule: messenger RNA, 2472 nt
Organism: Hymenoscyphus albidus
Lineage: Eukaryota; Fungi; Ascomycota; Leotiomycetes; Helotiales; Helotiaceae
Source: the annotation of a GenBank genome assembly
AUGUCCAAACCCACGGACUCCUUCUUUCACUCGGAAGGGUCGCACUCUCCUACUGCACCAUCAUCUCCUCAAGAAGAACAACAGGACCAACGUAUGGCCACAUCCCCUGAAUCCAUAUUUCACUUCUCGCUGGGGUCACACUUUGCUCCCACACCAUCGUCUCCUCAAGAAGAGGGAGAACGGGAAGAGCGAGGAGAGCGAGAACAUCAAGAUGAAGAAGAUCAACGCAUGGCCACGCCCCCUGCAUCUCUAUUUCACUUUUCGGAAGGGUCGCAAUCUUCUCCUGCACCCUCACACCCCCAGCAAGAGCCAGAACACCCACAGCCGCAAAGCGAGCAAGAAGACGGAGAAGACGAUGAUGAAGACAAAUGCGCCAUCUGCAUGUCCCGUCUCCCCUCGCCACAAAUCAUUUUCCCCUGCGCCCACGACGUCUUCCACUACGCCUGCAUUUUCCAUUGGUUCCGAGACCAAUACGACCGCAGCCCCCACAGCGGCCGCAAAGCAAUAACUUGCCCAGUAUGCCGGAGGUGGGUCAAAGAUAUCGUGAUAGAGGAGUCAUCAUCCGUCACGACCGAGACAACCGUUCGAGAAGUAUUUCUCAGGGAGAAGGUAAUAGGAAGAGCGGAAUUCAAUUCUUGGGAGCCGCCGACUCAACUUGAAAGUAUGGGUUGGGUUUCGUAUCUGUUUCCUCUAACAGAUAGUCGUCGUAAAGAGUAACGCCUUGCGUUGCUGGAAAAAAAGCGUGCGGAGGAGGAGAGGAGAAAGAUGAUAGAUAAAGCUUUGGAGAGAAGGAAGGAGAAGCAGAGAGAGAAGAUGGAGAAGAAAGAGAGGAGGGAUGAUGGGGGAGGUAUUUGUGAAAGGGGUGGUGGGAGCGUUGAGCGGAUCGGCGGGAGGUCCAUGGAAGGUUCCAAUGAGGGAACAGAGGAAGUCAAAACGCGAGAGAGGAGCGAGGAGGGACAAGAAGGGAACAGAGAGAGAAGACAAGAGGAGAAUCUCACGGACACGAUAGAACGAGAAAUGGCCUUAUUUCAAGCACGACUUCUGCUCUUCAGAUGGCAGCGAGCUCAGCAACUCUUCCGUACUGCAACCCAAGAUCACCAGGCAACUCUACAGUUUUUCAACGCUGUAAACUCUGAGCAGCUUCGUGCAUUAAUGCAACUUCAUGCAUCAAUGCAACUUCACAGAGUGCGAGAACGAGAAGACUGGCCUGGUUGGGGAAGAGAAGACGAGACCGAGAGGACUCGAAGGAGUGCACAAAAUCAUUUUGACGAGGCAUCCCAGAUGAGGGACAGAGUAAUGGCAGAGUUGAUGGAUGCUUCCAACCGCCUUGGUGAAGCUUCCUUGUAUGUGUAUAGGAUUCGGGGCCAUGUUGUGAAGGAUGACGGGAGGCUGCCUGAGAUAUUCUAUCAGAAUCCUACUUUGAUGGACGAGGUAAUAGCCAUAAUUGGUAUGGAUGUUCCACAAAGUGUGGAAAGUCUUGAUGAGAAUGAGAGUCUGGGUGAAAGUCAGGGAGAAAGUCAAGGAGAAUGUCAAGGAGAAAGUCAAGGAGAAAGUAGCGAGGAAAGAACAGAGGAUAUACCAGAUGAGGAUCCCGUAGGCAUGAUAGAACGAGAAGUCGUCGCAUCUCAAGAAAGAAUGGCCGACGCAAGAUGGGAACGAGCACAGCAACAACUCUACAUCGCAGCCCAAGACCGCGAAAGGACUCAACGGUAUUACGAUUCCAUAAUCCAAGAGCAACGAGAAGCAAUCGAGCGGAUUUGGAGAAUGCGGGAACGGCUAGGGGAUGGCCGAGGGAUAGGAGAUGAAGCAGAACGCCGCGUACAAGCUCUUUUCGCUGAAAGGAUGCAUGAAUCUCGUAUAGCAGAGAGAGAAUUGGAAGACGUAGGCAGAUAUCGUCAAGAACCCGAUCGUAAUCAUAGACAAAGGGUUUAUGACCGAGGUCAGAGGGUCGAGGAUUUCUAUCGACAGACAGCGAAUUCCUCUCCUAGGAAUGAGGGACCGAGCAGGUCUAACAUGAGCGCCUCCGAAAGAGUAGGCUCUCUUGAUGGUUUUAAUGAUCGAUUGACAUCUUUCAACCCUCUGUCUUUUCAACGAGAAUACAACAGAGAGCAUCCGCGUUACCGUUCAGGUCCAAAUCGACGGAAUCAUACGGACGAGGCUCGAGUUGCUGGUUACAACCUUGCAAGACGAAGGUCAGAAGAUCAGGCGAACAGAAACGAGGCGAGAGAUAUCCUAUUCCAUAUCAGAAGCGAAGAAGAAACAUUUGAAGCAGAAAGAGCAGGUCGUGAAGUUACACCAUCAAAUUUGACACCACAAGAUGAAGAACGAAACGAAGAACAAGAUGGUAGACAGUCACGACCUGCUCUGACAUCUGGUAUCGGAGACGGUCUAUCAUCCUCGCCAAGAGAAAGUACACAUGGCCCUAACCGUGAAGUGAAUCCAUGGGCUUUUUUGGAUGAAAUGUUUCGGUGA